Messenger RNA from Sceloporus undulatus (fence lizard), 1992 nucleotides. RefSeq names its product eukaryotic translation initiation factor 5A (gene EIF5A). The record is from RefSeq and is a predicted model, not a curated record. Gene Ontology annotation, molecular function: RNA binding; translation elongation factor activity; ribosome binding. The transcript is spliced from 6 exons. Gene Ontology annotation, biological process: positive regulation of translational termination; positive regulation of translational elongation. Lineage: Eukaryota; Metazoa; Chordata; Lepidosauria; Squamata; Phrynosomatidae. The coding region runs from base 180 to 644 and encodes 154 amino acids.
GAAGCGGGAGCCGCCUCCUUUUUUCCCUUUCCUGCGGCGGCCGGCUGCGCAUGCGCGAGGCGGAGGAGCGGCGAGUGCGGAGCGGCGAGUGCGAGGCGAGAGGAGUGCGCGUGCGCACUGCGGGCGGGGUUGCAGCAGGAGCGCGGCGGCGGUUGAGUUUCCAUAACAUCUGAUCCACCAUGGCUGAUGACCUUGACUUUGAGACUGGCGAUGCCGGGGCCUCCGCCACCUUCCCCAUGCAGUGCUCCGCUCUCCGCAAGAACGGCUUUGUGGUGCUCAAAGGGCGUCCCUGCAAGAUUGUGGAGAUGUCCACUUCCAAGACCGGAAAGCACGGUCAUGCCAAAGUGCAUCUUGUUGGCAUAGACAUCUUCACUGGGAAAAAAUAUGAAGAUAUCUGCCCUUCAACCCACAACAUGGAUGUGCCCAACAUUAAGAGAAAUGACUUCCAGCUUAUUGGGAUCCAGGAUGGGUACCUCUCCCUGCUCCAGGACAGCGGAGAGGUCCGAGAGGAUCUGCGCCUUCCUGAGGGGGACCUGGGCAAGGAGAUUGAACAGAAAUAUGACUGUGGCGAAGAAAUCCUGAUCACUGUAUUGUCUGCAAUGACCGAGGAAGCUGCUGUUGCUAUCAAGGCCAUGGCUAAAUAAAGGAACCACAGGGCGGCAGCAGCAGCAGCAACAACAGCAGCAGCCCCAACUUGUUAUGAACCAGAGAGGAUCGCAACCCGCAGGCUGUCAGAUUUCGCUCCAAACCACCCAGAUCUUUUUUUUUCUCUUCCCCCUCCUUUAAAAAAAAAGAAAGAAAAGAAAGCAGAACCUUCCACUCUCCCUUUUGAAUUAAACAAAAGAAAAGAAACUUUUUAUUUUGUGGUCUUUUUAAAGGAAAAAAGAAAGCAAGCAAGCAGGAUGCUAAUGUUAUUUCUUUAUUAUUAUUAUUAUUAUUAUAAUAUUAUUUUUCUUCUUGUUUGGCCCUCCGACCCCCUCCCCUCUCUUGGGUGCUAGUGACACUACAGCUGUUUUCUGGUAAGAGAAGUUGAGAAUUUGCACUUAAAGGAAAAUAUUUAAACUGCUAGAAGGAGGAAAAACAAAACAAAACCUUUGCAAAAGACUCAUGUUUAAUUUUUUUAGUUCUAAUGCUUCUAUCUAGAGGUGGUGGUGUUUGCUUGUGGGGUGGGGGGAGGAACUGCCCUUUUUCAGGAAUGGCGAAGUGAGCAAAGUACUGUGGCGAAUUGCAGAGUCGCGCGCUUUAACCCCCUUCAGGUGUGUCUUGUCCUUGUGAGUGUUCCUUGUCGAGGCAGGAGAGGGCAAGUACAGCUCCCUCCCCACUCCCCCCAAAAACGGUGGUUGCAGCAAUUUGGUCAAUUCUAUUGGACAGCAUCCUUUCUUGUGCUUCGAGGUUAUAUCCAUUCAGUGUAUUUUCUUUUGGGGAUGGCUGCUCUGGUCGCUCAGCUUGCUUAACCCCUCCUUCUUUCCAGUCCCUUCUGGAACACAUCUGACCAUUGCCUCUUACCUGGACAGAGCAGGGGUGAGGGGUCCCUGCCAGGCAUGGAGCAGAGCGCUCUCUCUCUCCCGCUGUGUCUCCAAAGUGGCCCCCGAAUCGCCCCUGGCUGUUUGGCAAAAGACGCACACCCACCUUCGGCUCCCAUGCCACCGGAGCCUGGGGUCCCUGUCAAUCAUGUUUUAGUUCCUUCCCCCCCCUCCAGUGCUGUAGUUGCCUCUGAGCCCUUGGCGCUAGCCACUCGCACGCCUCCCCCCUCCAUACAGAGUAAUUGUAUCCCCACCCAAGAGCUGUUCAAGGUAGGGAUCUUCUGGGGGAACAACUAGCACCCCAAACUGUUUCCUUCGUUCAUAUUUACUCUCUGCUGUUCACAGGCCAGCGCUGUGGCUUCCUUCUCCUCCUCCUCCUCCUCCUCCUUCCCCUCCUCUUUCUCCCCCUGUUAAUCCAACACAUUUGUUAAUCAACCUCAAAUAAAAGAAAACAAGUUUAAUAUGAAAA